This is a messenger RNA of Spinacia oleracea (spinach), 1884 nucleotides long. RefSeq names its product (3S,6E)-nerolidol synthase 1-like. The record is from RefSeq and is a predicted model, not a curated record. Bases 39 to 1694 code for a protein of 551 amino acids. Lineage: Eukaryota; Viridiplantae; Streptophyta; Magnoliopsida; Caryophyllales; Amaranthaceae. Gene Ontology annotation, molecular function: magnesium ion binding; terpene synthase activity. Gene Ontology annotation, biological process: terpenoid biosynthetic process. The transcript has 6 exons.
AAUAUUUAACCUCCCAAAUCAGCCACUUUUGCAUCAAAAUGACCAACACACAAGAAACUAGACCAUCUAAGGAGUUUAAGGGAAAUGCUACAAAGCAAGGAUUUUUUGAGCUACCCCAUCAUAAUCCCUUUCCACAAGAGUAUCAGCUUAUUGAGAAGUUAGUGAAGAAGAUAAAGGAGAUAAUGGGGAGCAAAAAAUCAAGGGAAAAUGAUGAUAAAAUACAAGAGUUGGUUAUGAUUGAUGCUAUUCAGAGGUUAGGACUUGAAUGUUACUUUAAAGACGAUAUUCAUGCUGCAUUGGAAAAUUGUAACGAAACCGGAGAAUGUAGUGAAAAUCUCCAUGAUGUUGCUCUUCGUUUUCGGCUACUAAGACAAGCAGGGUACAAUGUACAAGCAGAUACUUUCAGUAAAUUCAAGGACAACAAAGUUGGAAGAUUCAAACAAGAACUUGAGAAAGACACAAAAGGGCUAAUUAGUCUUUUCGAGGCGUCUGAGCUGAGCAUCCCGGGUGAUCAAAUCCUUGAUGAAGCCGGUGAAUUUACUUGGAAUCUCCUAAUGAACUCUUCGAAAAACGUCGAAAAAUCCGAGACUUCGAUGAUCAGAAACAUACUUAGCAAUCCAUGUCAUAAAACCAUUCCGAGACUCACUGCAAAGAAACAACUCCACAAUUUUGAAAAUUUGCUAAAGUUCCUACAUGAUUGCUUCGGCACACAAGAAUGGAUCAAGGAGAUACAACAUCUUGCUAGAAUUGAUAUCAACAUGGCUCAAAUCACCCUCAAAACUGAAAUAACACAAGUUUCCCUGUGGUGGAAACAACUUCGCAUGGCCGAGGUUUUGACGCUAGCUAGAAACCAACCAGCAAAAUGGCAUAUGCGGUCCUCAGUUGCACUCCCUAGUCCGGAUCAGGCAGAGCUAAGAACAGAACUUACAAAAUCAAUAUCGUUCAUUUAUAUAAUUGAUGACAUAUUUGAUUUGUAUGGAAACCUUGAGGAGCUCACUCUCUUCACCGAAGCUGUAAAUCAAUGGGAUCAUACGAAUAUCAAUGGCUUACCAGACUACAUUACAAUAUGUCUUAAGGCACUCUACGACACUACGCAUGAGAUGAGCCAGAAAAUUUACAUUAAACAUGGAUGGAACCCCAAAGUUGUUUUACAAAACGCGUGGGCGGAGUUAUGUAAUGCCUUCUUGGUGGAAGCAAGGUGGUUUGCUUCGGAGUAUUUGCCUACUACUACAGAGUAUUUGACGAACGGAGUUGUUAGUUCUGGAGUCUAUGUUGUUUUUGCAACCCUGUUCUCUCUAUUGGGUGAAGCAACAAGUUAUGAAAGCACCUAUAUAUGGAACAACAACCAUCCGAAAAUUGUAUCUUUAGCAGGCACACUUCUUCGUCUCUGGGAUGAUCUAGGGAGCGCCAAGGAUGAGGAUCAAGACGGGCAUGAUGGAUCGUUUGUAGCAUGUUACAUGAACGAGCACCAAGAGAGCUCAGAUGAAAAUGCACGCGAAUACGUUCUUGGGAUGAUUUCGGACGCAUGGAAGCACCUAAAUGAAGAGUGUUUAUCUCAAAACUCACCAUUUUCAUCGGAUUUCAAGAAUGCUUUCCUGAAUUUAGCAAGGAUGAUUCCAAUUAUGUAUAAAUACGAUGACAAUCAUCGUUUGCCAAGUCUUGAGAAACACAUGAAGUCAUUGCUUUAUGAGUAAACCAAGAUCAACAUCUAGUGAGUCUAUAUUAUAUUUGUUAUCUUGUAAGAUUAUGAAUUUAUAAAAUAAUAAAACCUAAUUAGGUUAAUAGUGGCAUUCUCUUUGCAUACGUUUGGCAAUAUUCAGUUUCAAACUUUUCUUUAAAUCAGUCAAACUAAUAACAAGAGAGUCUUUGUUUGUAGUUAGCCAU